UCAAGUUUCCCUGCUGGCUGCUCCUGAGGCCGGAGUCCGGGGACACCCUUCUUCCAUGGCUCAGGAUACACUCCUGGGUCGAGCCAAUAGGAAAACUUGGCUGUUUCUGCCGCCUGACCUCCCAGUGUGGACCUAUGCCCAGGAGCCCUGAGCAGAGCUUCUCAGGAGCAUGGAAAGUGUCCGCUGCAAGCUGGCUCGCUACCUGGAGGACCUGGAGGAUAUCGACCUGAAGAAGUUCAAGAUGCACUUGGAAGACUACCCUCGCCAGAAGGGCUGCACCUCAGUCCCUCGGGGCCAGACCGAGAAAGCAGACCACGUGGACCUAGCCACUCUGAUGAUUGACUUCAACGGGGAGGAGCAGGCGUGGGCCAUGGCAGUGUGGAUAUUUGCUGCGAUCAACAGGAGAGACCUUUAUGAAAAAGCUAAGCAGGAGGAGCCAGAGUGGGAUAAUCAGCCAGUCAUAUGUCAGGAAGAAAGCCUUGAAGAGGAAGGGAUGGGUUUGUUGGGGUAUCUUUCCAGAAUCCCUGGUUGUAAGAAAAAGAAAGAUUAUUGUAAGAAGUACAGAAAAUAUGUGCGGAGCCGAUUCCAGAGUGUGAAAGACAGGAACGCCCGUCUGGGUGAGAGUGUGAACCUCAACAAACGCUACACAAGGUUGCGCCUGGUCAAGGAGCACCGGAGCCAGAAGGAGAGAGAACACGAGCUCCUGGCCAUCGGCAGGACCUCGGCCAAGACGUGGGACUGCCCCAUGAGCUCCCUGAGCAUGGAGCUCCUGUUCGAGCCCACUGACGAGCACGCCGAGCCUGUGCACACGGUAGUAUUCCAGGGAGCGGCGGGCAUCGGGAAGACAAUGCUGGCCAGGAAGAUCAUGUUGGACUGGGCGUCAGAGAAACUUUACCAGGACAAGUUUGACUAUUUGUUCUACAUCCACUGCCGCGAGGUGAGCCUGGGGACACGGAGGAGCCUGGGGGACCUGAUUGUCAGCUGCUGCCCGGGCCCAAACCCACCCAUAGCCAAGAUAGUGAGCAAGCCUAACAGGAUCCUCUUUCUCAUGGAUGGCUUCGAUGAGCUGCAAGGAGCCUUCGAUGAGCACACAGAGAUGCUCUGCACCAACUGGCAGAAGGUGGAGAGGGGAGACAUUCUCCUUAGCAGCCUCAUCCGGAAGAGGCUGCUUCCCGAGGCCUCCCUGCUCAUCACCACAAGACCCGUGGCCCUGGAGAAGCUGCAGCACUUACUGGAGCAUCCCCGCCAUGUGGAGAUUCUGGGUUUCUCAGAGGCCAAGAGGAGGGAGUACUUCUUUAAGUAUUUUUCUGAUGAGCAGCAGGCCAGGGAAGCCUUCAGGCUGAUUCAGGAGAAUGAGGUCCUCUUCACCAUGUGCUUUAUUCCCCUGGUCUGCUGGAUCGUGUGCACUGGGCUCAAGCAGCAGAUGGACAGUGGUAAGAGUCUCGCACAGACGUCCAAGACCACCACCGCGGUGUAUGUCUUCUUCCUCUAUAGUUUGCUGCACUCCCAGAGUGGGGCACAGAAGGGCCAAGUCUCUGCCAAUUUGAGGGGUCUCUGCUCGCUGGCUGCAGAUGGCAUCUGGAACCAGAAAAUCCUGUUUGAUGAGUGUGACCUCAGGAAUCACGGCCUGCAGAAGGCAGAUGUGUCCGCUUUCCUGAGGAUGAACCUCUUCCAAAAGGAAGUGGACUGUGAGAAAUUCUACAGCUUCAUCCACAUGACCUUCCAGGAGUUCUUUGCUGCCAUGUACUACCUGCUGGAAGAGGAGGAACAGGUGGGCACAAGGAACACACCACAGACUUGUCUAAAGCUUCCCAACCGAGACGUGACGGUCCUUCUUGAGAACUAUGGAAAAUUUGAAACGGGCUACCUGAUUUUUGUUGUGCGUUUCCUCUUUGGCCUUGUAAACCAGGAGAGAACCUCCUACUUGGAGAAAAAAUUGAGUUGCAAGAUCUCUCAGCAGAUUCGGCUGGAGCUGCUGAAGUGGAUCCAGGUGAAAGCGAAGGCGCAGAGGCUGCAGACGGAGCCCAGCCAGCUGGAACUGUUCUACUGCUUGUACGAGAUGCAGGAGGAGGACUUUGUGCAGACAGCAAUGAGCCAUUUCCCUAAAAUCGAGAUCAACCUGUCCACCAGAAUGGACCGUGUGGUUUCUUCCUUCUGCAUCGAGAACUGCCACAGCAUGGCAUCCCUGUCCCUCAGGUUGCUCCAUAACGCGCCCAAGGAGGAGGAGGAAGACGAGGAGGUUCAGGGCUCUGACGUGGACCACUGUGUCCUUCCAGACCCUCAUGCUGCCUAUUCCUACCGAAUGGCAAACUGCUAUCUCACGUCCAGCUUUUGCCGGCGCCUCUUCUCGGUCCUGAGCACUAACUGGAAGCUCACGGAGCUGAACCUCAGUGGCAAUACUGUGGGGGACCCAGGGAUGAAGGUGCUGUGUGAGACACUCCGGCAGCCUAGCUGCAACAUUCAGAGGCUGUGGCUGGGACGCUGUUGUCUCUCUCACCAUUGCUGCUCCAGCAUCUCCUCGGUCCUCAGCAGCAACCAGAAGCUGGUGGAGCUGGACCUGAACCACAAUGCCCUGGGAGACGUCGGAGUCAAGCAGCUGUGUGUGGGGCUGAGGCAUCUGCUCUGCAGGCUGGAGAGGCUCUGGUUGGUCAGCUGCUGUCUCACAUCGGAGUGCUGUGAGGAUCUUGCAUCUGUCCUGAGCACCAACAAGUCCCUGACCAGACUCUACUUGGGGGAAAACGCCCUGGGAGACUCAGGAGUUGGAAUUCUAUGUGAAAAAGUAAAGCAGCCACAAUGUAAGCUGCAGAAACUGGGGUUGGUGAAUUCUGGCCUUACGUCAGGUUGCUGUCCAGCUCUGUCCUCCGUGCUCAGCACUAACCAGAAUCUCACGCACCUCUACCUGCGGGACAAUGCUCUUGGAGACUCAGGAGUCAAGCUUCUCUGUGAGGGUCUUCUGCACCCCAGCUGCAAGCUUCAGGUGCUCGAAUUAGACAACUGCAGCCUGACCUCACACUGCUGCUGGAAUCUUUCCACACUUCUGACCACCAACCAGAGCCUGCGAGAACUGAGCCUGAGCAGCAAUGACCUGGGUGACCUGGGGGUCAUCCUGCUCUGCGAAGUGCUGAAGCAGCGGAGCAGCCUUCUAAAAAGCCUAACGUUGUAUGAAAUGUAUUUCAAUUAUGACACAAAACAUGCAUUAGAAACACUUCAAGAAGAGAAGCCUGAGUUGACCGUCAUCUAUGAACCCCCCCGGUAGUGCUGGACACAGGGCCGCCAGACACCCUAUUCUUUGCCUGUGCCCCAACCAGGAGCAGACAAAUGGUGUGAGCCCUCCUCCACCCAGGUUAAGGCUGCUGCUCCGCGAUUCUUCUGGUCCAGCAGGAGGAUGGAUCUAGCUGAUGAUGCACAGAGACCGUGAGCAUCCUCCCAACCUCUGGGCUGAAGACAUCAGGGAAAUGCAAUCACCCAACUGAUACACGGUUCUCGUCACAGAGACUAGGAGGGUGUGUUUCUCUUGGGAACCUCAUAGAACUUAUUCAAUAAAGCACUUUUUCUGUCUUCCUUUUCUCUUUUUACUUUCCAAAUCUCUUUUCCUUACAUGUUUUUCCCCUUCUUUGUUCUGUUUACUUUUGCCCAUGACUCCUGCCAUCUUUACCAUAACUGACCAUGACAGAACAAGUUAUCUAUAUAUUAUGUUGCAAUUUUGUGGCAGCAACUUAUUUAUUUUUAAUUUUUGUAAUAGUUAUUUUUUUUAAUAAAAGAAUUAAAGUUUAUUGCAUCU
Manis javanica (Malayan pangolin) is the source of this 3781-nucleotide messenger RNA. It is a transcript of the gene NLRP3, whose product is annotated as NLR family pyrin domain containing 3. Gene Ontology annotation, molecular function: DNA-binding transcription factor binding; sequence-specific DNA binding. Gene Ontology annotation, cellular component: cytoplasm; NLRP3 inflammasome complex. Gene Ontology annotation, biological process: negative regulation of non-canonical NF-kappaB signal transduction; negative regulation of acute inflammatory response; inflammatory response. The record is from RefSeq and is a predicted model, not a curated record. Lineage: Eukaryota; Metazoa; Chordata; Mammalia; Pholidota; Manidae.